AUUUCAUAUUUUGGUGUUUAUGCUUAAAUUUCAAGCAUAACACAGUGUAGCGAAGAAUAAAUUGGAUUUUCAUAUCAAUACUGUUCAAUAUUUAUUAACAUUUUCAGUUGUAAUUUUAUAAAAAUGGAAGAAGGUGAUAAUCAAAAUGUAUUUCAUGCCCUGAAUCUUGAUGUCAAUUCUCAGAAAAAUUUUAUAAAGUUUUUUAAAUCUUUGGGUGAAAAACCAGCAACGACUGUUCGAUUUUUCGAAAGAGGUGAAUAUUAUACAUGUCAUGGGCAAGAUGAUUCCGAUUUAGUAUCAAAAAUAACAAAUGGUAUUGUUAAAAAUAUGAGUCCCACAGAUAAAGAAACAUUGUUAUAUGUAACAUUGUCAAAAAGUAGUUUUGAAACAGCCAUAAGAGAUAUUCUAUUAGUAAAAAAUUUUAGAGUAGAAGUAUAUACGAGUAAAGGUGGUCAAGAAAGUUGGAAACUGGAAUAUCAAGGGUCGCCUGGAAACUGCUCACAAUUCGAUGAUAUACUAUUUUCAAAUGAAGAAGUUAAUAUAGGUUCAUCUGUGAUUGGUGUUCAAAUAAAAACAGAUGGUAUGUCUAGGCGAGUUGGUGUGGCUUGUGUUGAACAAAAUGAUUGUCAAAUAUCAUUGAUGGAAUUUCAAGAUGAUGAUUAUUUUGGUGAAUUGGAAGCAGUAACAGUUUUAAUGGGGCCAAAAGAAUGUAUUUUACCAAGUGAGGAGGCAGAUUUCUUAAAAAUUAAACAAUUAAUGGAAAGAAAUAGGAUUUUGGUAACAAGUUGUAAAAAGAAUGAUUUUAACAUUAAAAAUGACGAUAUUGUGCAAGAUUUAAAUAAUGUGUUGCGUUUUAAAAAGGGUCAGAUUGAAGAUGCAAAUUCACUUCCUGAAAUGUCUUUAAACAUAGCUGUUAGCGCUCUAGGAGCAGUUAUGAAAUAUUUAAAACUUACAGAAGAUGCUGGAAAUGUGGGAAAUUACGAAAUAAAACAAAUGGAUUUUAACAGAUUUGUUAGAUUAGAUGCAGCAGCUAUUGCAGCUUUAAAUAUUCUUCCACAGCCUGGUUCAAAUCCAUCAAGUCCCGCUUAUCAUUGGCAAAGUGUUCUUGGUGUUUUAGAUUAUUGUUGUACACCACAAGGUCAUCGUUUAAUGGCUCAAUGGAUUAAGCAACCACUAAGAAAUGAAGCAACACUUAAGGAUCGUCAUGACAUUGUUGAAUGCUUACUAGACAGUAGAAAUUCAUUGAACGAACUGCAUGAUGAUUAUCUUAAACGUUUACCUGAUAUACAAAUGGCUGCUCGAAAACUUUUGAGGAAAAAAGCUACAUUGCAAGAUGUAUUUAGGAUAUACCAAGUUAUUAUGAGAGCUCCAAAAAUAAUCAAAACAUUGAUGGAGCUAGAAAACUCUACAAUUAAUAAUGUUCUUGUUAACCCCAUGAAAUCGACAAUGGAAGAUUUAAAAGGACUUAAGCAAAUGGUUGAACAAGUUGUUGAUUUUGAAACGAUUUCGAAAGGUGAAUAUUUGGUAAAGGCUUCUUUUGAUGAUGAUUUACUAGAAGUUAAAACUAAAAUGGAUGAGAUUUAUGCUAAAAUGGAAAAAUUGCUUAAAAGAGCUAAUGAUGAUAUUGAGCUAGAUGGUAAAGGUACAGUUAAAUUAGAAUAUAUAAGUCAUUUGGGAUAUCAUUUCCGUAUAACGUUAAAAGAUGAGGGUUCUAUUCGAAAAGAUAAGAGAUAUAAAAUUUUGGAUUGUGUUAAAGGGGGAGUUCGUUUCACAAAUGAAAAAUUGCAAAAUUACGAUGAAGAAUUUAAAGUGUUAAAAGAAAAAUAUGUUGAUCAACAACAAGCUAUUGUUAAUGAAGUCAUUCGAGUAGCUAUUGGUUAUAUAGGAACCUUAAAUAAUCUUAACAAAUCGGUUGCUGAAAUAGAUUGUUUAGUAAGUUUUGCUAUAUCAGCUGUUUCGGCACCUAAAACUUAUGUUAAACCAAAAAUGUUACCAGAAGGUUCAGGUAUCCUUGAGCUUACAAAUAUUAGGCAUCCUUGUUUAGAAUUACAAGCGAAUACAAAUUUUAUAGCGAAUAGUGUAGAAUUUCAUAAGGAUGAAACAACUAUGUAUAUUAUAACUGGACCUAAUAUGGGCGGAAAAAGUACAUAUAUUCGUUCAAUUGGUACAGCUGUAUUAAUGGCACAUGUUGGUGCUUUUGUACCAUGCGAUAAGGCUAUAAUAUCAAUGGUUGAUUCAAUACAAGGACGUGUUGGUGCUAGUGAUAAUAUUAUUAAAGGUUUAAGUACAUUUAUGGUUGAAAUGAUUGAAACAGCUGGUAUUAUACGUUCAGCAACUGAAAAAUCUCUUGUUAUUAUUGAUGAACUUGGUAGAGGUACAUCAACAUAUGAAGGUUGUGGUAUAGCUUGGUCAAUAGCAGAACAUUUAGCUAAAGAAAUUAAAUGUUUUACAUUAUUUGCAACACAUUUUCAUGAAAUUACCGAUAUAUCAAAGGAUAUACCAACUGUAAAAAAUUGUCAUAUGGCAGCUGUUGCUAAUCAAGAUGAUUUUGUACUUUUAUAUGAGGUAAAACCAGGUGUAACAGAAAAAAGUUUUGGUAUUCAUGUAGCAAAAUUAGCUGAAUUCCCAAAUAAAACUGUUAAAUUAGCUACACAAUUUUAUGGUGAAUUCGAAGAUGAACAUAAAUUAUUAAAAACAGAAAAAGAUGAUGAAUUACUUAAAAAUUUGUUAGAGGAAAUUAGAUUAUUAUGUUCCUCAGAAAAUAUUGAUAUAAAUCAAAUUAAAUUAUUAAAAGAAAAAGUACAAAAAGAAGCAAAAGAUUUAAAUAGUCACUAUUUUAAAGCAGCUUAUCCAUCGCUUUUUGAAAAUUAAUUUUCUUUUAGAUUUAUGGAAUAUUAUUAAAUCUAAGAACUUUACAGUAUUUUGUUUAAAAGAUGGUAAUAAUAAGCAU
Molecule: messenger RNA, 2950 nt
Organism: Condylostylus longicornis
Lineage: Eukaryota; Metazoa; Arthropoda; Insecta; Diptera; Dolichopodidae
Gene: spel1
Product: DNA mismatch repair protein spellchecker 1
Exons: 1
Coding region: 124-2871 (915 amino acids)
Biological process (GO): mitotic recombination; mismatch repair
Cellular component (GO): nucleus; MutSalpha complex
Molecular function (GO): ATP-dependent DNA damage sensor activity; ATP binding; mismatched DNA binding
Source: RefSeq, a predicted model, not a curated record